UAAGGCCAUGCGAUGUGUGGGGGGACAAUUAUAAAAGGCGUGAGCUCUGAGGGAUUCUGCACCGCGCUGGGAAGAGGAGUCAGAAGCUGUCCAGUGCCCGGUGUAGGACCGACCAUGGCCAAGGAGUGGGGCUACGCCAGCCACAAUGGUCCUGACCAUUGGCACGAACUUUACCCCAUUGCCAAGGGAGACAACCAAUCCCCCAUCGAGCUGCAUACUAAGGACAUCAAGUAUGACCCCUCUCUGCAGCCGUGGUCCACAGCUUAUGACCCCGGCUCUGCCAAGACCAUCUUGAACAAUGGGAAGACCUGCAGGGUGGUAUUUGAUGACACCUAUGAUAGGUCAAUGCUGAGAGGUGGUCCUCUUACUGGACCAUACCGGCUUCGCCAGUUUCAUCUUCACUGGGGAUCUUCGGAUGAUCAUGGCUCAGAGCACACUGUGGAUGGAGUCAAGUAUGCAGCGGAGCUUCAUCUGGUUCACUGGAAUCCGAAGUAUAACACUUUUGGAGAAGCUCUGAAGCAACCCGAUGGAAUAGCUGUGGUUGGCGUUUUCCUGAAGAUAGGACGUGAGAAAGGCGAGUUCCAGCUGGUCCUUGAUGCAUUGGACAAAAUUAAGACAAAGGGCAAGGAGGCGCCUUUCAUCAACUUUGACCCGUCCUGCCUGUUCCCGGCUUGCCGUGACUAUUGGUCCUACCAUGGCUCCUUCACCACGCCCCCCUGUGAGGAGUGCAUCGUGUGGAUCCUGCUCAAGGAGCCCAUGACCGUGAGCUCUGACCAGAUGGCCAAGCUGAGGAGUAUCUUCUCCAGCGCCGAGAACGAGCCCCCGGUGCCGCUGGUGGGAAACUGGCGCCCCCCUCAGCCCAUCAAAGGCAGGGUGGUGAGAGCGUCCUUCAAGUGAGACCCGGGCUGGCCGCUGACCCUCUUCAGGACCAGAAAUUCGUGCCCGGAGAGUUGGCUUCCUUCCUUCCUCCUUUUGGUGCUCCUUAUUCUUGCAAAUCUCAGCUUUCCACACUGAGCAAAUCAUGGGAGAGAUGCAAUCAGCAGGAAACCAAAGUUACUUAUAUAUAGCAAGGGAUGGUAUGAAAGGAUUUGGCUUUUGUAAGCUCAUCUUUCCCCAAAAAAGUAGGAUUUCCUGGUAAGGAUACAAAGACGUGACCAGAAAAGUGAAGAUAUGGAAAAAAUAUGGCAAUUGGGUGUCAUUUAUUCUGUCAUUUAAAAUUUCACAGAACUUCCAUUUUACUGUUUUCGUAUGCAUGUCCUCCGUGGCAAAGGAAUAUUAAAUGUAGAAGAUCAAAAUAUUAAAAUAUGAAGGUCAAACUGCAAUUAAACAUGUCAGACACUAAAAUAGCCACAAACAUUAAGAAUUGAAAUGAGAAUCUUAUUUCAAGUUUUAACUCUUAAACAAAACUAGCAAGACAAUCAUGUUUAAUUGUAAUUUAUUACAGUUAAAGUCACUAGAAAAAUCACCUUUUAAUGAGCAAUGUGAGGAAACAGAGAGAUCCGGAAUUUUUUAAAAAAAUGACCCAGUAUCUGAACUUCUUUGUUGAAUGAUUAACUUUAUCCUAAUUUCUUUACCUGAAGGAGGGCCAUUUAUUUUACAUUUUUACUACUUUUUAUCUUUGCAUGCUUAUUAAAACAAAACUGCUUCUCAUAUCAUUGAAAUUUGAAGGCAAAAUUAAUGAUCCCAGAACACGCGGAAAUAAGUGCACUUAAAGUAAAAGCUGAUCAUUAAAACUUAUAAAGAUUAUAAA
Molecule: messenger RNA, 1750 nt
Organism: Sorex fumeus (smoky shrew)
Lineage: Eukaryota; Metazoa; Chordata; Mammalia; Eulipotyphla; Soricidae
Gene: CA3
Product: carbonic anhydrase 3
Exons: 7
Coding region: 13-897 (294 amino acids)
Cellular component (GO): cytoplasm
Molecular function (GO): zinc ion binding; carbonate dehydratase activity
Source: RefSeq, a predicted model, not a curated record